GUCCGGAGUAAAUAACAGACCAGAAGGAUUCACAGGACUAGUUUCUUCACAGGAACUGAUCGGCGCUCUCUACUGAACUCAGCCACUCUCUGGUGAAGUUUAGACUAGGAAGGAUCAAGAAUGUCAAACUUCUUUGGUCUGCUGACUCCUGAAAAAGAUCCAGUUCCUCUGAGGAGCAUUGAAGUUCAGCUGGAGGUGAAGGACCAUGUGGCUACAGUGGUCUCCACUCUGAACUACGAGAACAAGGAGGACAAACCACUAGAGGCUGUUUUUGUCUUCCCUCUGCCUGGAGAUGCUGCUGUGUGUCAUUUCAGUGCUCAGAUUGGACAGACACACAUUGUAGCUGAGGUGAAGGAGAAACAGCAGGCUCUGGAGGAGUAUGACGAUGCUCUGAGCUCCGGUCAGCAGGCCUUCCUGUUGAAGGAGAGUGACCAGAGUCCAGAUAUCUUCUCUCUGAGUGUGGGCAGCCUGCCUCCAGGAGAGAGCGCCUCCAUCAGGCUGGAGUACGUCACUGAGCUGGCUGUACAGGCUGAUGACGGGCUGAGGUUCUGUCUGCCUGCUGUGCUCAACCCUCGGUACCAGCCUCGGGGUAGUGAAGGUGCCAGUGUCCAGGUGACCUCAGUUCCAGCCUCUCUGGUGCCCUACAGUCUGUCCUUCUCUGCCCGAGUGUCCUCUCCUCGUCCAAUCUCUAAAGUAGAGUCCAACUGUUCCCUGGAGCCUCUUCAGUACCUCAACGCUGAUCAAACUCAGGCCACGGUUAAGUUGGCUGCAGGACACAAGUUUGACAGAGACGUUGAACUGCUGAUUUAUUACAAAGAUGCCCACCAGCCCACUGCUGUGGUGGAGGCAGGACAGGCCUCUGCCAAACCUGGCACUCUGAUGGGCGAUCCAGUGGUAAUGGUGAGCCUGUAUCCUGAAUUUCCAGAAUCUGUCACGUCUAAACUCACCUCAUGUGGAGAGUUUGUGUUCUUAUUGGAUCGAUCAGGGAGCAUGGAUUUACCCAUGUAUUGUGGAAGUAAUCAGAGUCGUAUUGCCAGUGCCAGGGAUACUCUGCUGCUGCUGUUGAAGAGUUUACCGACGGGCUGUUAUUUUAACAUUUAUAGUUUUGGAGACAGUUAUGAGCACGUCUUCCCUAAGAGUGUAAAGUACGGCCAGAAGAACCUGAAUCGGGCUUCAAAAAAAGUGGAGGAGAUGAGCGCUGACCUGGGAGGAACAGAGAUCCUGGAGUCCCUGCAGCAUAUUUACAGACAGCCCUGUAUUCCCAAAAAUCCCAGACAACUGUUCAUCUUUACUGAUGGCGAGGUGUGUAACAUCAAAACUAUUCUGGAUGAGGUGAAGAAAAACUCUGAAUUUCACAGGUGUUUCACCUUUGGGAUUGGAGAAGGUGCCAGCUCUGAACUCAUCUAUGGGAUGGCGAGAGAGGGAGGAGGACACGCUCAGUUCAUCAUAGAGAAUGAAAGGAUGCAACCAAAAGUGAUGCAGUCACUGAGAUUCGCUAUGCAGCCUCUCGUCGCUGACAUCUCAUUGUCGUGGGAUUUACCCGAGGGAUUGUCCGCCAUCGUCCUUUCUCCACCACUCAAAGCACUUUUCCAGGGUCAGAGGUCGGUGAUUCAUGCCCAGCUCACAGGAGAGUGUUCCGAAGCCUCGGAUGCGUGUCUGACGGUGAGCUUCGCUGUAGGGGGGCAUCCCUGUCAGAACCAGCUGCGCUUCACUCUACGGCCUGCAGAGGUCACCGCGUCUGAUGCGAGCGCUGAUCAGAAAGGGGAGGUGCCAUUGACCUGCUUCACCAUACACAGGCUGGUUGCACGCUCGCUCAUCCGCUCCAUGGAUCGGGAGCUUUUGGAGUCAAGGGAAGCUGAAGGCAUAAAGAAGGUGGUGGAGAUGAGUGUCCAGUCUGGAGUCAGCAGCAUCUUCACUGCCUUCCUCGUUGUCUACAAAAGCAACGGCAAACCUGUGCAAGGACCGGCGAUCUACAUGGAGAAUCCGACAGGCAUGCCAGUGCUUCGUGGAGGUUUGUUAGAUCUGAUGUUUGAUGAUUCAUGGGGCGAAACAAACAUUUUCAGACGCAUUUGGUCUUCUGUGAGAAAAAGAACAUCAGCUAGUAAGCACGGAAAAUCUUUGAAAAAGAAACUCUUUCCAGGACGCUCGGAGCCCAGAACGCCAGCCAGGGAUCCACUGCUGGAGCUUGUUUCUCUGCAGGACGCCUGUGGCUGCUGGCGGCUUGAUCCAAGUCUGGCUGCUGCUCUGGGAAAAAACACAGAGGAGUUAAAAACAACAAAGCCCGCGUUGGCCAAAAAGAAAGUGUGGGCCACCAUCUUGGCUCUAAUCUGGCUUCAUGCGUUUCAAGUAGAGGCAAAGAAUGAAUGGGAGCUUCUGGCACAGAAGGCUGCAUUAAGACUCAAAGCUAAAAAAGCUGUCUGCGUAAGAGAGUGUGUGGAAGCUGGAAACGUCCUGUUGGGUUGUAAUGUGCAGACUGAGGCUCUGGGACUCUGAAGUUGCUUCUGCUUCAGGAUUGGUUCACCAGAUCUUUGUUAUCUCCAAGGAUUAACUGCACCUUUCACGCUAAAAGUUUGGAUUUAUGUGGUUUCAUUCAAAAAAUACUUAUACCUCUUUAACUCAGUCAAUAGUUAGCUAAAAAACAUGAUGUAUGAAAAUCCAUGAUUCAUGUAAAAAAAAAAAUGCUUAUUUUUGGUUAUAAUUACGUGGCUGCAAAGGUCUAAUUUAUCAAUUAGGAAACAAAAUUCUAAACAUUAUUUCGUUUUUUUUUAUAAUAGCAUCUAAAACAAGGUCCAUUUGAAGCUAAUUUUAUAUAUUUUUAUACUGUACUGUUUUUGUGCAUAUUUUUAUAAGAACAAAAUGUUUUCCAUUUUGAUUUGAUACAUUAUGCUCAACAGGGAUCGCCACAGAUUUAAGAUCAAUUCUAAGUUUAAAGCUCAUGGAUAAUAGCUGCGUGGCUCUGUGCCUCAUUCCUGCUCUAACUUUAUUAUUUCCUAUUCACUGUGAAGAUUAUGAGCCGUUUAUCUGUACAGAGCUUUUGUGGCAGUUUUAUAUUAUAUUAUAUUUAUAUUGCCAAAGUUAAGUUUCUAAUAAAAAUAUUUCAAGUCAAA
Molecule: messenger RNA, 3107 nt
Organism: Fundulus heteroclitus (mummichog)
Lineage: Eukaryota; Metazoa; Chordata; Actinopteri; Cyprinodontiformes; Fundulidae
Product: von Willebrand factor A domain-containing protein 5A
Exons: 20
Coding region: 121-2493 (790 amino acids)
Source: RefSeq, a predicted model, not a curated record